Paramacrobiotus metropolitanus is the source of this 1649-nucleotide messenger RNA. RefSeq names its product RNA-binding protein NOB1-like. The record is from RefSeq and is a predicted model, not a curated record. Gene Ontology annotation, biological process: maturation of SSU-rRNA; ribosomal small subunit biogenesis. Bases 238 to 1602 code for a protein of 454 amino acids. Gene Ontology annotation, molecular function: RNA endonuclease activity. NCBI's taxonomy places the organism in Eukaryota, Metazoa, Tardigrada, Eutardigrada, Parachela, Macrobiotidae. The transcript has 8 exons. Gene Ontology annotation, cellular component: preribosome, small subunit precursor.
ACAGUACGUACUUUAUACUGCUGUGGAAGCUUGAAAGUUGAAACAUUUAUCAUUUAUGAUUUACGUUUGAACUUUGCGCUGCAUGCAUUCGAUAUCCCGAGGAUCAGUCGUCCAUUAUCAUCACAUUAGCUAAAAGCUGGACGAAAUUUGGACUUUUUUACUUUUCACCUCACGUCAAUAGUCUGAGAUAGAGAGAACAGCCUCAGUUAUUAUCGAAGUGGUGAGUUGAAUUCAGGCAUGGACCCAUUUGGGAACCGCAGCAGAGCAGUGGAAAACCUGGUUGUAGAUGCCGGAGGUUUUCUUCGCCAUGUGGAGUUACAGAAUCUCGGUCACAGGAUUUACACAUUACACGAUGUCGUCGCGGAAAUAAAAGACAAGAAUACAAAGGAGCGCCUUGCGGUCUUGCCUUACGAAAUUCAUUUCCGGGAGCCUCCCGUUGAAGUGGUUAAAAUAGUGACCGAUUUUGCAAAGAAAACGGGGGAUUUUAAUAAUUUGUCACCAACGGAUAUUAAAGUGAUUGCCCUGACAUUGUUGUUGGAAAAAGAAAAUAACGGACUGGACCACAUCCGGACUAAUCCGCUUACUGGCAAAACGCUGAUACACAAUCCUGUUUCCACCGAUUCAGAUAACAAUGUGCGGCAAUCCUCCGUUCCGGGUUUUUUUCUUCCAAAGGAUGAAGACGAUUCAACUACCUGCUCCAUACGGUCCAGAAGUACUCGCACUUCGGAAUGUAGUUUCGUAGCAGACGACAUCCCACAUACUGAGUGCGAGUCGCCAGCAGAUGUUACUUGUGAUCCCGGAAGUGAAAAUUUACCGCUGGACAGUGAGAAUAAAGAAGAUUUUGUAGCAGUUGCUGUAGACCUUGAAAAUCUCCGCCUAUCGGAAACGGAGGAUGAACCGACCGGUGGUGGUCAGGAAGACGAUUCAAGUUCAGCACCAUCCGUACAGACCGGCGCUUUAUCUAACUUUGAUGACGAUGAAGGCUGGAUCACACCGACAAACGUUAAACGAGUUUAUGAGAAAAUUGGCGUGCAACGAGAACAGCCAUCCAACAGCAAUAAAGUUGCCUGCUUGACUACGGAUUUUUCUGUUCAGAACGUCGUACUACAAAUGGGGAUGCAAGUUAUCGGGCCGGAUGGCAUGCUUAUUAAAUCUUUGCGGACUUAUGUUUUGCGCUGUUUUGCUUGUUUCAAAGUUACUCACAAUACAACCAAAAAAUUUUGUCCAUCCUGCGGCAAUUCGACGUUGAAGCGUGUUUGUAUGACCGUGGAUAAAGACGGACAACCAAAAUAUCACAUUUCCACCAAACGGCCUUUGAACACUCGCGGAACUAAGUUCUCUUUACCCCUGCCGAAGGGCGGAAAGCAUGCCGUUAACCCCAUCCUUUGCGAAGAUCAACCUCAACCGCACCAUUUUGCUUCCAAAAAAUCCCUUCAGAAGCUUAAUGCAAUGGACACGGAUUAUAUUUGUCGGGACUCUCCAUUUUUAACUAAUGAUUUAACUAGUAAAGCAUCCCAGCUUGGGCGGCGUGGAAAUAAGUUGACCGAAACGAAAUACUGGAUGACGAAAAAUCCUAAUGCUGCUCGCAAACCCAAAGGUUGAAUUCCUUGGCGGGAUGUUUUCUCUUCCGAUUAAAAAUUAUAUAUCCG